CGCUGAUGUUUCGAGAACGCCGCGUGGCGCGAGAAACAAACAAGCCCUGCCAUCGGAAACAGCUCAGAGAAGGGGUGGGUAAUUACAUAAACAAACGUGGCUGCUGCGAGCGUGGGUUCCUACUUUUGUGUGUCGCUGAUCUGAUUGGGGCCCGGGCGGGGGGUUAUUUUUCAAUAUAGACUCCUCUCGUCGCCGACGUAUGGAUGCUACCGGAGCCGGCCAAAGGCAGUAUGAGAGAUCGCCGCAACGAGCUCCGAGUCAGAGUCAACAUGGGUCCGUACCCCGCGGAGACGAACAGAAAUCCCAGGUUGGGACUGGAGGUUCUGCUGGAGGUUUCAGAGCAGCCGGGCUCGGCGACCUGGUCGACACCCCGGACGUCAGCUCGUCGUUCGAUCCUGGGGUGUUCGAUGCCACGGGGGUGCGCAAGGCUCCACGGAGGCCAAACAGCGAGGUAAGAAGAAAGGCUUCGGGCUCCAGGGGUGGAGAUAGGGCAAAGUCUACAUCUGGAAGAAACAAGGCUUCGCCCGAUGUCGAAAACAUUCUGGACCGAUCACCGACCCCACCCCUCGAUCCCUUUUCGAUCCAGAGGAGUCAGCAGGACCAGGGAUUCACGCCUAGUCAUGUGAGCGCGAGAGAACGGCGACCUGACGGCGGUGAGCGAUCGCGCACUGGUGGGACACGGACAAGGAAAUCGAUCGAGGAAGCGCUCGGCGUCGAGGUCACUGAGCCCGGCCAAGCGAUCGCCAAAACAUUUGUGCGUCCGGAACCUCCGCUGGACCUCCUCGAAUACCCCGUCAUCUUCAAUCCGCGCGUGUCAAUGAUGGUAUCGAUCACGCAGCCGCUGUACAUUGGAGGAGGCUGUGUCGAUGGACGGCUCAACAUCCAUAUUCGAGGGACCAAACUGGAUGAUAUCCGUCUUGGAAGAGUGAGCAUCGAUAUUGCAGGUGUCGAAGAGUUAUCGUUCACCCGGAAAACAAUGUUUAUGAGUCUAGCCAGCGAGCUCAUCGACGAAGAUCACCCACCUCCGGCAGCCAUGCUGGAAACCGUGGAGGAGGACCAGAAACUGUUCUGGAAAGUGAAGCCAUCGCGGUCAUUCCUGCCAUUCAAAUUGAAGCUACCCUUGAAUGUUGGCCCCCCACCGUUCCACUCGCUGAGAGCAAGAAUCAGAUAUGUUAUUCAUGGUACCAUAAUGAUACUGAUCAACGGCAACAAGUCGAUCGUACGGAGCUGCAGAGAUAUCCGAGUCAUAUCUGCACUCGACCCCGAGACGGCUCUUCUCCCUCUCGAGACCCCACUGCUGUCGACCGAAGAGCACACAUUGCGGUAUGGCGGACACAACACUUUGAAGGUCACAGCGGGGCUGCACCGUGCGGUGUGGGUUGCUGGAACGGCGGCUUACGUCGAUGUCAAUAUCGUCAACAACACCAAUCGCCACGUGAAAAAGAUCAAGUGCAAGCUGCGUCGACACAUAUUGGCAUACAAAAAUACAGUGGCGUUGGCCGAGAAUCAGAAUGCUGGACAUCUCAGAGUGCCCAGUUGGAUCGAGCGCAAGACACUGUCCCAUUCCGAACUCAACAUUGGCUCUCGAUGGAAAGGCGUCAAGGGAAGCCAACUGGACGUGAUCACGUGUGAAAUCGAAAUACCCCGGAAUCAAUCAACAGUCAAGAUGGGACGGUACUUUGAGGUCAAGUAUCUCAUUGACAUUGGAGUCUGCACCCCUGCCGCGCGUACUGUAAGGGUCCAACUACCAGUAACAAUCGUCCACAUGAAUUCCCUCGACAUCGUUCCGAACGACCUUCCAGAUGUCACCGUAGCCAUAGCGGAUCGAUAUGGCCGAGAGGUAGCCAAGUCGUUCGUUGCCGGCCGGGCCUUUACUGCACCUCGGGAGCACGUUGCGGCCUCGCAGCUGCCCCCAGCACUAGUCCCCAGCCUGCAGCCGCGACAACUGUCGGUGAAGGCGGCAAGCGAGGCCCCGAAGAAGACCGAGCCGGACUUUGACCUUGCUGCCUUUGUGGAAGGUGAUAUCACGCAGACCACGCAGGAAGAGACUAACGCCAGAGCCCCUACGCCGGCCCGCCGGCCGAUGGAUUUUUGGGAACAGCAGCAGGAGGAGUACGAGAGGGAUAAAGCCCGCGACGAGGCAGCUGCUGCCGCCGCCGCCGCCGAGGAACGGAGAAGGGCAAAGAUGAAGGGCAGGAUGACCGCGAAAGAGAUGUUGAAGCAGUUGGAGCGCUUAAAGCAGGUCGACUGAGCAUGCUGACGGAGGACAGUACAUGGAGUAACUACCCGAUGGGGGGACUAUUCGAGAAUUGCUUGUACAUAUAGUACUUGGGCCGCGAGAGUUGGACGGGCGUGUGGGCGGACGGACGUGCGAGCGGGCGGUCUGGCGGGCGGUCCGCCGCACUGCACUGCAGAACUUGAGUUUCGGCGUGAAUGAUGAAAUGUAAUCUAGGUACUCUCAACUCUCACGUGCUUCCGGUCUGUCUGCCUGUCUGUCCCAACACUAAACCACCCCCUCCAGCACUCCUCUCC
Tricharina praecox is the source of this 2532-nucleotide messenger RNA. RefSeq lists its product as uncharacterized. The transcript is spliced from 7 exons. The record is from RefSeq and is a predicted model, not a curated record. Lineage: Eukaryota; Fungi; Ascomycota; Pezizomycetes; Pezizales; Pyronemataceae. Bases 200 to 2251 code for a protein of 683 amino acids.